Molecule: messenger RNA, 1665 nt
Organism: Dinoponera quadriceps
Lineage: Eukaryota; Metazoa; Arthropoda; Insecta; Hymenoptera; Formicidae
Gene: Tcs4
Product: probable tRNA N6-adenosine threonylcarbamoyltransferase, mitochondrial
Exons: 4
Coding region: 264-1553 (429 amino acids)
Biological process (GO): tRNA threonylcarbamoyladenosine modification
Cellular component (GO): mitochondrion
Source: RefSeq, a predicted model, not a curated record
GGUAUACUUAUAUUCCUACAUCCAUGUGUUGAGCAUAUUGUCGACACAUGUCGAGUGAGUGACGCAAUUAUUAUUUUGUGUGACAAUUAGUUGUUAAGUGUCAAGUAUAUACAAAAUUAUCGAGAAAGAACCUACUACUGUACUUUAAACUAAUGGAAAUGUGCGCGCAAUCAGUGUAAUCCGAAAUGCGUGUUUGCUUAUAACCUGUUCGUGUUGCGUUUAUAACCUGUAGAGUCACGUAAAAUUGCGCGUCUCUCGACACAAUGGUCAGAUGUACGUAUUUGUUGUCUCAUAAAGCUUCGUUAAAGCUUCGUCAAGCGAGAUGUCUGGAUUUUCUACGCGCACGUAGCCAAAUAGUAAAUACGUUGCGAAGAUACACGGACGACAGGCCGGCUAUUAUUUUGGGGAUCGAGACGAGCUGCGACGAUACAGGAUGCGGAAUUGUAGACACCACGGGAAAAGUAUUGGGCGAGGCGAUAAACUCGCAGAAUUCCAUUCACCUAAAAUGCGGCGGUAUAAUACCUACAAUAGCCAAUGAAAUUCACAGACAGAAUAUUACCACAGUCUGUGAGAAUGCAUUGAGAGCAGCUGGCCUAAGAUUAAGGGAUAUAGAUGCUAUCGCAACCACGACCAAGCCAGGCCUUCUCAAUUCGCUUCACGUCGGAAAUACCUUUGGCAAAUAUCUCUCUAGGGUGGGUAACAAACCAUACAUACCGAUACAUCACAUGGAAGCUCACGCAUUAACUGUAAGGAUGGUGCAGAAGGUAGACUUUCCCUUUCUUGUUUUAUUAAUAUCAGGUGGUCACAGUUUACUGGCAAUCGCUGACAGUGUUGAUAAGUUUUAUCUGCUGGGUACUACAACGGACAAUGCACCUGGUGAAGUUCUCGAUAAGAUUGCACGGAGACUUAAGCUCGUUAAUAUACCAGAGUUCUCGCAUAUGUGUGGCGGCCAAGCGAUAGAGAGUGCAGCGAGCAAAGCAACGGAUCCGAAGAAAUUUGAGCUCCCAUCUUUCAUGGCGCGAAGGAGAAAUUGUCAGUUCAGUUUUGCGGGUAUGUGGAGUACUGUUAAUCAAUACAUCGCCAACCAAGAGAAGGAGCUGCAGAUUGACGCAAAUAAGGUGAUCCCUGAUGCGUACAAUCUCUGCGCUUCGCUACAGUGGUCUAUGGCGAAGCAAAUAUGCUCCAGGACGCAAAGGGCGAUGGCGUUCAUCGAUAAGAAGAAUCUGAUACCACAGGAGAAGCGAACUUUGGUGAUAUCCGGCGGAGUGGCGUGUAACGAUUUCUUUGCGAAAGCCCUGGAAAUUGUCUGCUCGGAAAUGGACUUCCGAUUCGUGCGAACGCCACGCCGGUUGUGCAACGAUAACGGCGUGAUGAUAGCGUGGAACGGCGCGGAGCGGUGGAGAACGAAUGCGGGUGUCAUUCGAGACAGGAGUGAAAUUGAGGCGGUAACUAUCGAGAAGAAAGUACCGCUCGGAGAAAAUUGGACAGAAAAAGUAGAAUUCGCGAACGUAAAAUGUACGAUGGUAAAAUUAAACGCUCUGAUGACACAUUAAUUUCUCCUCGAUUUUAAUUGUUCACUCACGAACCCGCGCGCACUUUUCCGCAAAAUUGCUCAUUAUUAAGCAGACUCAUCAGGGAGAUGGGGAUAAGCGAUACAACGAAUUU